Vollenhovia emeryi is the source of this 1513-nucleotide messenger RNA. RefSeq names its product odorant receptor 13a-like. The transcript has 6 exons. Gene Ontology annotation, biological process: sensory perception of smell; detection of chemical stimulus involved in sensory perception of smell. The coding region runs from base 255 to 1412 and encodes 385 amino acids. Gene Ontology annotation, cellular component: plasma membrane. The record is from RefSeq and is a predicted model, not a curated record. Gene Ontology annotation, molecular function: olfactory receptor activity; odorant binding. Lineage: Eukaryota; Metazoa; Arthropoda; Insecta; Hymenoptera; Formicidae.
AUCUGCUUCCGACAUACGCUAUUAAUGAAAUUAUAGGAUAUUUAUUCAAAUAAUGAGUUCUCUCUAGACUUACCAUUAUACUACACAAUGUAUAAUAGCGAUUGAUCCGUACCAGUUGGAGUGGGGACACACCGCAUGUGGGGGUUGCACUUGGAGAAACGGACGAUGCUCUCUUAUUUCUUUCUCAACUAGAGUACGGAACAAGUGUGCUGAGACUGAUGUCUAUUUUCUUACGUUUUUAAAAUUAUUUCCAAAUGAUAAUCACAUCUACUGUAAGCCCAGCUCUAAGAGCUGGCCUUCAUUUUCUUGGCAUGUGGCCGAGUGAUUCGUCUACUAUUCAUUGGCUGAGUUUUAUGCUGAGCAUGUUGAUUGUACAAUACUUCCAAUAUGUGUAUACAUUUGGUCACUUGAAGAUGAGUGAGUUGUCAAAUCUCGUCGACUGUCUGAUAGUGUCUCUAGAUUAUAGUUUGACGUUAUUCAAAAUGGCCAGUUUGUGGAUACAUCGUCGAAUUUUUCAUAAAAUCCUGGCCGAUAUGGAUAAUGAUUGGCGCGAGUGCAUCAAUAUCCAUCAGCAUUUACAUAUGAUGACAAUCAAAGCUAAUAUAUCGCAUUUCAUCUCUAAUACUUUAAUAAGUUUUAAUGGAAUUGUUGCAGUCCUUUACCUUUUAGGCGACUACGUAAUUCAUUCCGUAUUCUUAACUACAGAUUACAAUGACACAUUACGACAGCUUCCUAUAAAGAUACAAUUGCCCUUUGAAACACAACAAUCGCCGAUAUUCGAAUGUCUCGUUGUAACAUUGGUUUUACAUGUGACAAUGCAUGCAUGUACAAUCGCUAUUCUAAAUGCAUUAAUCUUGACUGUGGUGUUUCACGUAAGCGGACAAAUUGAUAUAAUGUGUCAUGAAUUUAAAAAUAUUUCUAAGAGUGCUCUUCAUAAAUCUUCCGAAAACUUAUUUGGAAUGCUGAUAGAGAGGCAUAAUAGAAUUAUUUUGUUUUCCAAGAACAUUGAAUCGCUUUUCUCUUUCAUUGCUUUGAUGCAAGUUGUUUGGAAUACGUUAGUUAUUUGUUGUCUAGGAUUUGUCGUUAUAAUUUCUAUUCAUAACGAAGCUGGAGUUUUCGUGAUAGUCAAAACUGUCUCUGGUUACUUUGUUGUAAUGACUGAAGCCUUUGUCAUUUGCUUUGCCGGAGAAUAUCUUAGCUUGAAGAGUAAAUUAAUUGGCAACGCGAUAUAUGAAACGAUGUGGUAUGAUAUGCCGGCAGAUCAAAGUAAAAUUAUAGUAUUCAUAAUAAUGAGAUGUCAGAAGCAAUUAACAAUUACAGCAGGAAAGAUGAUGGAUAUGUCAUUCGGAACUUUUACAAGUAUUAUGAAGGCAUCAGCAUCGUAUAUAUCAGUUUUGAAUGCUGUGUAUUAAAAUAAAGAAAAUCGCGCUAUACACAUUUGCCAAAAGGAUAACAUAAUUAAUGUCAACCAUUAAGUUAAAAUAUACUGACAAUGAAAAAAUGAAUAAAUGUC